Radiomyces spectabilis is the source of this 2904-nucleotide messenger RNA. RefSeq lists its product as uncharacterized. NCBI's taxonomy places the organism in Eukaryota, Fungi, Mucoromycota, Mucoromycetes, Mucorales, Radiomycetaceae. Bases 1 to 2904 code for a protein of 967 amino acids. Gene Ontology annotation, cellular component: mediator complex. The transcript is spliced from 3 exons. Gene Ontology annotation, biological process: regulation of transcription by RNA polymerase II. The record is from RefSeq and is a predicted model, not a curated record. Gene Ontology annotation, molecular function: transcription coregulator activity.
AUGUCAUCCAAUGCCUCCGAGCAAGAAGUAUUAGCUGCGGCAAGCAAUUUUGAAGCCAAUCUGUUCCAGCAGAGUCCUAACCAGGAGCAGUACAUGCUCGCUUAUACACGGAAAUUGAAUCAGAUCAAGUAUCGGAUACAAUUACAGACCCAGGGAGUGACGAUGAGUAACGGGAAUACAACCACAACUGGGACCGGUUUAGCCAACUCAAUGUCAGUGGAUAACGGUGCAUUAAUGCAACCACCGCCCACUGGUCCGAUGUUUUCACAAAUCGGUCAGACGUAUAUCAUGGGAGAAACGGGGCUUAAUCCAGUCCCAUCCACACUGGCGCAGGAAAACACAGCCCAACAAUCAAACUCAGUCCCUGUUCCUCCAAUAGCGUCCACCCAACCAGCAUCCUAUUCAAUUCCUGGAUGCAUUGCCACCACAAACACAUCCACGACACUCCAACAGCCACCAGCGACCCAUCCAGGGCAACCUUACAAUUCCUUUCAGAUGCUUGCAAACACCAACCCAAUGAAUGUGAACCCUGCCUUGUCCUCUACCGCAUUCAAAGUAUCCUCGGUGCCGCAUCAAUCACAGACUGCGACUGUACCUCAUGUGCAAGAUCAGCUGAAAUAUCAAACCGAGUCUGGGAUGCUAUCGCAAGUCUCGCAGCAUCCGCCUUUGGCUACGUCUUCCCACUAUUCCAUGGCACGCAUGUCUCCGUCGGGAUAUCACUUUGUAGCUAAUCAAUCUGCUUCGGCCGCGAUGAACCAAGAAUUGGCGUCCGCCAAUGCUUCCAACCCCACGUCUCCGUUUAUUGGUAAUCCUCAGCAAAUGCAAAUGUACAAUUACCGAUUAAAAGUACAGCAGAUGCAGCAACUGAUUCGUCAAAACGGGCAAAUAGCCGCUUAUCAACCUCCAUCAUCGCACCUUCCUUAUUCGCAACAUGUUGUGGCAUACCGUGGUCCACCCUCCGAAGCCACUGGACCGGAACCGGAGAGAUCGAUUGAAAUCAUGGCACCACAGCAGCAGCAACAGCAACAGCAACAGUUAAUGUCUUCACAGGCGGGAAACUAUGCUCUUCAGCUGUUGUACGAAUUGAAAAACAACAUACAGAAAACAAGAGGCACGUUGUCGGAGGAAGAGAAAGCAGUGAUUCAUGAACGCAUGAUGCUUAUGAAGCCGCUGUACAAGACGGUGGAGGCUUCUCUUCCACUAUUUAUGAUGAUUUCAUGGAACAUGGAAGCCACACGAAAAAUGAUUUUGCUCAUGUACCUGUACGAGGACCAAUUGCUCCUGUUGUCUCAAAAUCAAUUCAUCAUGACUUUUAACACGGUCGUACGCUUGCAAAACCAAUUCAAUGGAUUUUGUAACUGGAUCAAUCACAGCAGAGCCAUGGCGCUUCAGCAACAUCAACAGAGACUCCAGGCAUCGCAGCAACAGCCUUUCAUGGCGAUAAAUUCUACCCAGAACAGGACCAGUUACACUAUGGCCAUGCCGAUGGCGGCCUCAACGAUGGCUCCUUCGCAAGAAUACGUGACCUCCCAGUUGCAGCUUUCAUCUUCUUCAGGAAUGCAGCAAAUGAACUUGUCGUCUUCGCCAGAUCCCCCUUCGGCUUCGCAUGUCACAGCGCACAAUAAUCAUUCAUCAGGGCUGUACCAAAUGCCGCUGAUGCCAGAAGUUCAGCCCCAAAACACCACCGCUGAAGCUGGGCCGCAAAGCAACAGCGUGGAAAAGUUGGAUACCACAAUGAUCCAACAGGGUCAAAAGACACCAACUGCCAUGGAACGUAAUUUAUCCGAAACGUCCCCCAAUAUCCCGGUGCCCAAACGAAAGAACACGAAAAAGUCGCGAAGCCAAGCCAACCGCCCGGGGCCAGCAGAAACAUCCCUGUCAUACACCGAAGAAAAGGAAACCACGCCUUUGCCUGUGACCAGAAAUCACACGCAACCGCUUAAGGGCGCGCCUACCGACCCGUCUUCUGGAGUCCAAGCUUUUGGCAAAGAAUAUACCGAUAAUCAAACAGAUUAUGAUUCGCCUAUCCCCAUGGCGAGAUCACCUCAAGGCAUCAAACGUCGCAAUACAGACACCAAACAGUCGAAAAAGACGAAAAAACCUACCAAGAAGAAGCAAACCGCUCAGUCCAAGCGGGUGCAACGUAUGAAAGAUACCACAGACAAGGAAAUCAACGAAUCACUCGUCUCGCCUCGCAGCCCUUACUCGGUGUUGGGAUCGAAUAGUCCGCUGCAGAGCGCCACAAAACGCCCAAGCUUGACUAAGACGGCCAAGCCCGAAGACAAAGACGCUUAUCAAUCCAUGUGGGAUUUAUCAACGCCAACAAUGACACCGAACAAUGGCUUGGCCACUUACAACAGCGAAUCCCACGAAGUGAUUAGUCACGCCUCCAGUAAUGCGGAUUCCCUAUUAUCAGCGACACCGUCCAUGUCGACUGCUCUAAGUUCGUCAAUUUCACCCACCCUACUGUCGAUGGAACAUGUGGCUUCUGCGUCCACCACGACAGGUCAAUCACCUGUUUUCGAGAUAUCGCAAAUUGCCUCGCAGCUUUCGCUCAUGAAUGGUCCACAGCAACAACGCCAUGUUCAAGACAACACCUCCACCAUGCUGUUCAACGGCGCUCCAUCGUCAUGGCAAAUCGCUCAAGGUCAAGGCAACACGGGCGCGACCAUGGAUCCUGACAACUAUCCCGUCGAUCUGUAUAACGCAAUCUCCGAGAAUUCCAUGGCGUCGGCAUUAAAAGAAGGAUUCAAGGAUGAGACAUUUUAUGCCGGCGAAUCCUUACUGCUGAAAUUGCCCACCAACACGGAUGCCUUUGACGCGAAUACCAUUCAUUCCUGGCAUAAUCUCGAUAUUGGCGACGACCUUUUUGGAGUCAAUGAAGGCAUGGAAAUGCUGAACUAG